CGUGUCACGAAAUAGACUGGCACCUCUCUCUAUACUCCUAUGACUUCGAUAUUCGAAGUAUUUGACAUUGAUAGCAAUUCACGGGUUAAUUGACUAGUUAGUGUGAACUUUGAAUAAAACAAGUCGGAAUAACUCAAGACAAGAAAGAUGGCCUUAGAAGAUUAUAAAGAAGUUGUAGGAUUUUGUGCGAUGUAUACUACAAUGGCACAAAUGUUAUCUGGCACAUUUAUAUGUCGCAAUAUACAUAAGAAAGGUUCUGCUAGAGGAGUUGAUCCAAUGCCUUUUCUUGGUACGAUAGGAUUGUGUAUAUUGAUGCUUCGAUACGCUUGGAUGUUAGGUGAUUCUAUCAUGAUAAAUAAGGAGGUGCUUAAAUUAAUAUAUAAAGUAACAAUCUUUGUUGUAAUUUUUCUUGUCUAUGCACAAAUGGAACAUCCAGCAAAUAUUGAAUUUAGAUUUGGUAUUGUGGUUACAGUACUUCUCCUUCUGUUAAUUGCAGCUCCUCUUGCGCAUCUUAAAAAUGUUAUAAAAACGAAAAACACAGAAAUUCUUCCAUUCCCACUUAUAUUUAUGGGUACAUUAGUUUCAUUUCAGUGGUUAUUAUACGGCCUUAUCAUCGACAAUGUUUUUAUUAUUUUUCAGAAUGCAAUUGGUUUCAUUCUUAGUAUAGCUCAGCUAUCUUUGUUUGUGAUAUUUCCAUCCAAAAAAUCAGAGGUUGAAUUAUCGAAUGACCACAGAAAGGAAAAUUAAUGUUUUUAAUUUUUUAAAGAAAAAAAUAUUUUUUAUAUUUGAAAUUAUUCUCUAUAUAUUCACAAAUCAAAAGUAUUAUAGUGAAUAUAUUUAAAGCUUAUAAGAAUAUUCCAAUGUCGUAGGAAAGAUUAUGUUAAGUUUUAUGUACAGAGUGUACAAAAAAUCCCGGACUCCUUAAAUAUCUUGAAAAGUAAGCAUUUCUGAGAAAAAUGUUUCACGCUAAAGUUGUAGGGUUCAAAAUGAUCUAUUUAUUGACCUUAUCAAUUUGAGGUGGCACUACUAAGGCCAAGUCAAGAUUAAAUCGAUUCGUUUAAAUGAAAUAUCCUAUUUUUGAUUUUAGAAUCUAAUAGCUGAUGUCAGAAGCUUUUCAAAACAUUAUAAUAAAGCCUCUUUUUAAUCAGUACUUUUUAAGUUAUAAAAUUUAAAAGUUACAGAAGCAUUAGCAUGAUAUUCGUAUUUCUUUUAAUGAUACGUAUGAUGCCGGCGGUUCUAUAACUUUCAAAUCUCAGUGUUUUGUUUAAAAAAAUCAAUUUGACCUUGACUUGACCUUGGCGCCUUACAAGGUCAAAUUGAUAAGUCAGUAAAUAGAUUUUCAACUUUUGAUAAAACAUUUUUCUCAGAAAUGUUUACUUUUCACAAUAUUCAGGACUUUUUGUAUACCUUGUGUGUUUUAUUAUAUAAUAUAUCUAUAUUUAAUUCAUUAUUAUGUGACACAUCUUCCAAUCAAUUUAGAC
This is a messenger RNA of Trachymyrmex septentrionalis, 1481 nucleotides long. RefSeq names its product sugar transporter SWEET1. Gene Ontology annotation, cellular component: membrane. Gene Ontology annotation, molecular function: sugar transmembrane transporter activity. The transcript is spliced from 6 exons. Gene Ontology annotation, biological process: carbohydrate transport. The record is from RefSeq and is a predicted model, not a curated record. The coding region runs from base 148 to 747 and encodes 199 amino acids. Lineage: Eukaryota; Metazoa; Arthropoda; Insecta; Hymenoptera; Formicidae.